Colletotrichum scovillei is the source of this 2521-nucleotide messenger RNA. Its product is annotated as uracil phosphoribosyltransferase. The transcript is spliced from 4 exons. Lineage: Eukaryota; Fungi; Ascomycota; Sordariomycetes; Glomerellales; Glomerellaceae. The record is from RefSeq and is a predicted model, not a curated record. Bases 527 to 1276 code for a protein of 249 amino acids.
GCCUAUUAUCACCUACCUUACCCACAAGUUGUGACGCUUUUGUUUUCUCGUAGGGCCACUUCGCUUCGUUACCUUCCUCGACACGAGGUAUACCUAGGCAAUCUACCCUGAUCUUAAGUUAAGGUAGGUAGGUAUCUGACCUGAGCAACGGGGAACGGCGAGCUCCAUUGUGUCUCCUGGCACACUCGAUCCGUUCACCCCGUUAAACCCUUGUGGCUUCCCGCGAAGACCUGGCCCAAAGGUACUUUAUAUCGAUCCAUUGGAAGCUUUCCUGGCCCGCUGCCCUAUUUCCAUCUUCCUUACCUUGAGGUAGUUUCUGGAUUUUUCGACCCCCAAAGCCCGCUUUACCUACCUCCCCCUUCUACCCUCAAGAUCCAAGCCAAGCCAUCCUUGGUCAAAAUCCAUUGCAAACCCCUCCCACUUCGUCCGGUACCGGUACCUCACUUGCAUUCCUCCUUACCAUACUAUCGCCAGCCUUUCGCUCGAGUAAAUCUUGGUCAAAUACCGCAGUCAAUUUUCUUCAGAAAUGGCAAGUCAAGAAUCAAAGUCGGUCAGCGGCAGUGGACCUACUCAGUGUGUCGGUCCGUUGUAUCGUUCAGAAAGUCAGAAGCCCACGGCCACUGUCUCGACUGAAAUCAAGUUAGACAACGUUGUUGUCUUGUCCCAAACGCCUCAACUUAUUGCCCUUCUCACCAUCAUUCGAGACAAGAACACGGAGCGCGGUGACUUCAUUUUCUACUCCAACCGCAUCAUUCGCCUGCUCGUGGAGGAAGGUCUGAACCAUUUGCCUACCGUUGAACAUGACGUGACAACACCCAUUGGUCGGACUUACUCUGGGCUUAUGUUCCAAGGCAAGAUUUGCGGCGUAUCCAUCAUGCGUGCCGGUGAGGCCAUGGAGCAAGGUUUACGCGACUGCUGCCGCUCUGUCAGAAUCGGCAAGAUUUUGAUCCAGCGCGAUGAGGAGACAGCCCAGCCGAAGCUAUUCUACGACAAGCUGCCAGAGGAUAUCGCCCAGCGCUGGGUUCUCCUUCUGGAUCCCAUGUUUGCCACUGGUGGUUCCGCCAUCAUGGCAGUCCAGGUCCUCAAGGCUCGCGGUGUUCCCGAGGACCGCAUCCUGUUCCUGAACCUCAUUGCGAGCCCUGAGGGUAUCCAGAACUUUACCGCAAAGUUCCCCAAAUUGAGAGUUGUCACGGCAUUUGUCGACCAGGGUCUGGACGAAAAGAACUACAUCAUCCCCGGCCUCGGCGAUUUUGGGGACAGGUUCUACACUGUUUAAGUGUGGCUGUAUGUCCUGAAAGCCAACUUUGUAUGGCAUUGGUCUCCGGCUUGGGUUUCUUCUGCACUACUGUCCUUGUCCCCGUGUGUUGCAGACCUUAGGCUGUAUUCAUUGACAAUGCACCUCCUCGUGUACGCUCAAGAGGUUGCUAGUUCAUCUAGUAUUCAUCAUCGUCCAUGUCGAUACCCUCACCCCCGUAUCUCCUAUCAUCGUCGUCAUCGUCUACUGGCCGGCUCGGGGGGGCGCGCCGAGCGCUCGAGGUCUUGUGAUUGCUUCCGCCGACGGGUCCUGCUUCCUUGGCAACAGCAUCUGCAGACAUGUGUCAAAUGCAUUCUUACGGCGAUUGCAACAGCGAUUAAGGUAUCAAAUAUGUACUUACCUGCAGCGUCCACCCACUCUCCAUAAACGUCCACGGCGGCCGAGAGGUCUAACAGGGGUUUAGCAGUGUUGAGAAGGGGGGGACAAAAGCAGUUGCAAGAAUAGAGCCUCACAAUUGAUACUACACUGGAACAUCUGACCGCAUACUCUGCAGUCCAACGAACCAACACCCGCUUUCUUAUCCAGCUUUACAGCGACGGAGUCUUCGUGGUUGCAGAAGAGGCAUGUGAACUUGGAGGGAAGAACCUCUCUCUGUGAGUUGGCGUCAAUAACUGCGUCGCCAGCAUACAAGCAACCUGCACCAGCCCUCACGCGGAGGAAGCAAACGAACCUUUUUCGGGCCUUGAGGUUUGCUCGAACUUUUGCGCUUCCCCAUGAUGUUGAGUGACGAUGAAUGAUAUGCGCGACCGGCGCGUAGAAUAAAGAAGGGAGCGAGAGGGUGUGUCGGGGAAUGGAAGAUUGCGCAGUUCGUCGUUGGCCGCGUUCGUGUUCGGUUGUAAGCGCAGGGUACGCAACGGGCUGGGAUAGACGUGGAAGAAAGCAAUAAGAUUGGUAGUUUGAGGAAGAUGGCUCAGCGACGGGUGGUGAAUGAGGCUAAGAAACCAGCAGAUGCAACGAAUGCGACGGCGGAAUGCGCGACGGCGACUUUCAGUUCGCGGAGGUUACUUCCCAGAUGUAUUUUGCGGGUGGACAGCCCUUGGCCGAGGCGGCGUGGGCGCAAGGUACACUGGUGCCGCAGGUUUAACUCCAGUCACGGUGGUCCAGAAAGCUCUGUUGGCGCAGAAGAUACCUAGGGUACCUAGGUAGGUACCUUUCAUAUGUACCUUACCUAUACCUAAGGUAGGUAGGUAUCGGAGGAUGGCAGCG